AUGGUAAUGUUCCGUGGGCCUUCACAAGAUCUGUCAUCUAGCUCUUCAGAGACGAGUAAGUUUAUGGGGGAAGUAUCAGACGAGAUGGACAACUGUGAGAGCGAGUCUUCUGGUACGGAGCAAUCGUUUAGUACUGCGUAUGCCGCUACACCUCCAGUUCCUAGGAAGAGAUCUAGGAAGGCUCGUUUCAUCGAGCGAUUCGACAGUGUCAAGCUGACCGAGGCAAACCUCACUGCUCUGCAGACUGGCUAUAAGCACAUAAUGCUCAAGCCUGCCUUCAUCAUAGACAACCAUUUCCGUUUCGAGCCGUCACCAGGCGCAAAGACAUUCCGCAUCAGUCGCAAGCCACUUCCGGAUUCUGCGCGAGAAGCUGUGCAAAAGGUGAAAGACGAGACAGGAGCAGCUCAAGAUCAGACGCUUACAAAUCCAAUGCAAGAACAUAGACCAUGUUUUCCUCGCUCAAAUACCAACUUCACAGACUUCUUACCGUACCACCAAAUUGGUACAUGGCAACAGGUUGACAACGAAGAAUGGCAGCGUCAACGUGCGCAUUCCAUCUCUGCUAUUGCCGUUGGUCAGAUGAAGAAACUUAGCACGAGCUGCGAUGGCCUAUCUACUCAGAGUAGGAAGACUGCGGGUCAGCUGAAGGGGGUGAUUGUAAGGUCGUUGAGCGAGGCAGAUUGGAACGCCGCAUGUAGGUUUCCCUCAUGUUAG
This is a messenger RNA of Alternaria atra, 714 nucleotides long. RefSeq lists its product as uncharacterized. The record is from RefSeq and is a predicted model, not a curated record. Bases 1 to 714 code for a protein of 237 amino acids. The transcript has a single exon. NCBI's taxonomy places the organism in Eukaryota, Fungi, Ascomycota, Dothideomycetes, Pleosporales, Pleosporaceae.